AACACCGUGCUAUUUAUAACAAAUCAUAGGGCCUGUGCUGUACCUCUUUUACUCGGAAGGACACAGUUCAAAGGACAUUUACUAUACCCCAGGCUACUGAAGUGGUGUGACAGGCUGACUGCUCUGGGACUUUUGCACUUUCACGCCAUUGAACAGAAGCACCUGUGUAUCAUCCAUCACAAUGGACGACUUUGAAUACAGUGUGCACAUCUCCGACCAAGAUUGGGACUGUUUUUUUCAGGAGUGUGAGGACUGUGACCUGCUCUCUCCAGUGCUCGCCAGCCGAGAGGACUCAGGUAUGAGUGACAUUGAUGAGAUAGGCUGCCUUUUUCGAAGCAGGACCCCUGCCGUUGGCACAGCACCCACAGACCCGGAUCCAGACCUUCAGAUUGAUGGUCCGCCAGACUGUGAGGGUUCACCUGUCUGUAAUUACCUCAGCAAGUACGGAAUACGUAGUCCAGAGCAGGUUCUCUCUGGCAGUGAGGAGGACCUGCACCUUCAGACUGUCAAUCUAUUCUUUGAGCAGUUAAAAAUUGUCACUGAAAAUCAGCAGCCCUUGGAACAAAGCCAUGUUAUCAUCCAUGCAAGUGAGAAGACAGGUCAUCCGGAGGGUAACCAGGAUAUUCCAUCUGGCCGAAAUAAGUCCAAUCUUAGGGGAGAAAUCACUAAACAGGGUGCAGCUCAUACCUGGGGUGAUAUAGUCUCAGAAAAAUCAUCUGUUUAUGCACAAGAAAAUGCAUCAAUGUCUGACACAGAACUAGUCAUUGGAAAGAAGUUAUUCACCACACCCCUAAUUACAGUAAGAACGAAGCAAGAGAAACAGGGAAGAUGUCUCAGCAAAGAUCUACAGCUCAUACCUGAAACAAAGCCACCUGAAAAAGAGAAGAUGGUAAUGGUUAAUAGGAAAGAGGUGAUUGACCCAUAUCCAGCAAGACAAAUCAUUGCUCAACUGGAUGCUAUAAGUAGUUCUGACUCAAAAGAUUCACCAAUCGGUCAGUUCCCAGUGUCACCUUCCAGAAGAAAGAGGAGGAAGAAAAAGAGAAUGAAUGUUGAACCACUAGAGCAAGGGCAUGAGGACAAGAACUACCAGAAAAGUGAAUCAGAGGAAGAGAGAUUUAUUCAGUGGGAAGAAAUCAGCAACCUUCCUGCAAAUGUCUGGAAGACAGAGCAACUAUCACUUCAAAGAAUUAAAACACCUUUGAUUGCACACAAUACUGAUUAUUUACAGCUAAGGAACACAUUUGACUUGGAGGCCUCCGCUGAUUGUAAGUUUUCAAAAAGCUUGCCAGUAUCUUUUACCAGUAAUUUAGGCACCACACUUCCAAAGCCGGAGGUUGGACACAUAAGCUUUAAUACUCUUUCCAAAGGCAUGCAUGAUACAUCCCUUGUAAACAAUGGACAAUUGAAAGCAAAGAUUUGUGAGCUGUCAUUAUUACCCCAGAUAGAUGAAGUUCUGAAUGUAAAAGAAAGUGGAUUAAAUUUAACUGAAUCCCUUCAAUUUGAUCCUGCUGUGCACUUAAGAGAGAGCCGAAACAGUAUUACAGAGACCUUAUCAGCACCUCUAAGUGAUAAUUCUGAUCCAGGAUGUCAGAGGAAAUCCUUAUUAUCGCCUAGUGUUUCCAUUGAUGUUGAUUUGACAGAGCCUCCUUCCUCUACAUCAUUUAAAUUGUCUGAGGACAAAGAUUUGUCUUGUUUAGGAAAGGAGACAGACUGCUCUCCAUUAAAAAAUUACGAACAAACAAUUCCAAGCAAUAGUAAUAUAGCAGAGAUUCAAGCUACUGAGGAAAGAAGUUUGUCUUUAACUGAAAGCAUUGAUAGAGCAGAAUCUUCUUCAGAUAGAAACAGUCCAGAAACCUUUGCUUGUUCACAGGAGGCUUCUCAAAAAUGUAAAGUAUGUAUUCAUAACAACAUUUCAGAACAUCAAAGCCAUUUGGUUUCUGAAACCAUUGAAAUAAACACAAAUAUACCUUUAAGUGAGACAAGUGCAAAGACAGAGAGUCAUUUGUCUGAUAAUAUUAAUGAUGGAGCCGAUGAAAGUAUCACCGAAAGCAGAAAUAAAACUAGUGAGGUAUUAAUUGUGAAUGCCUCAUCCAUAAAGCCAUGGAAUUCAGAUGAAUCAGAAGAUAAGAGAGACAUUAGUGAUAAUGAAGUUGCUGUUUCAGCCAGGAAUAAUAGUGAACAGCUAUUUUGUGGAAAGUCCAUCAUAUCUAGUGGUUCUACAGAAGGAAUGCUCACUGAAAAACCUACUCAAGAUGUUUCAGAGUUGCCUCAAAAUACAGUUACUGAAGACACUUCCUCCAUUGAAUUGAAAAGUGAAACCAAAAAUCUAAAGCGUGUUUCUCCUGAAGCUUCAAAUCAACUUCAAUGUCCUGUGUUUGCUAUCUCCUCCUUUUGGAAUGAAAUGGAGAAGCUAACCAUCAAUGACAUAUUGCGUCUGCGGUUGAUCAGUAAUGCCCAACACCCAAGUAUUCUGACCCAGCCAGAGGAUGGUAGCAUAGCAGACACUACAGAUGCUGCAGACUCGGGCUACUUUACACAACCUGACGACUCUAAACCAGACCGCUCAAGUGGAGACAUGUCUUACAUAUCUGAUCUGGAUGAAGACCUUGUACAGCUUCAAACCCCAUCUCCUUCUAAGCAAGAGGAUGAGUCGAGUGAGUUUCCCAGCUCUUGUGGUGUUAUGUGGGAGAACGAUCUAGAUCCAGUGUUUGUGAGUGAUGAAAUGGUGCACACAAGUUCUGAAACUGCUCUUUCUGAACAUCUCUACACAACAAAUGCUCAGCAGUGCUUCAGAAGAAUGUGUAAGAACAUGUCUGUGCAGAAUCUGCAAGAUCUAGAUACUCAACCAAUCAGAAAAAUCCUAAGAAAUGCCUCAAUGCACUCAAUCCAUUCAGAGGUUGAAGAUGAUUUUAUGGAUCCUUUUUACCAUGUGAACACAUCCGGCUCAAAGAUCUUUUCUGACGAUGAAGAAGAAAUAGAAAGCAGUGGUAUAACGUUUUCUGAAGUAGUCCACUAUUUCUUUGGUGAGGAUGAACCUGAACGUUGUACGUCUCGUGCAGAUAACAUAGCUGCCUCGUACCUUGAUGGUCCUGGCACCUCAUUGCCUGAGACAUACGACCAUUUUUUUUCAGAGUUUGAUUCUGGAAGUUUUGUUUUUCCAAUUGUAGAAGAGUCAGGGGGUGAUAAAAUGGUUCCCAUAUUUUCCUGCUCGCGCUCAGCUAACAGGAACCUUCAGUUCCCAGAGGCUUACGACUAUUUCUUCCCUGAUUCCCCUGGAAGUUCAGAUGAAGAUGAUGAGAAUGACAAUGCGGCAAUCAAGGUGGUGACACGGUUUGACUAUAAGUCUCCCAACCACGAUCCUGUUGACAUGUACGAGCACUUCUUGUCUGAAGAUGAGAGCGACUUCCUCUGGACGAACCCUCUUUCACUUAGAAAAGUUAGACGCACAGGUUUUACUGUCCCUAAAGGGAACACAUGUUCUGGGGAACUUGUCCCUGUGAAAACAUUUCCCAAAGGAAUCGUUCAACCUAUUAACGCCUUGAGCCCUGAUGGGAGCCCUUUUCCAGACUCCUUGCUCUUCAACCUGGAGAACCGGAUCUUCCAGCAGCUGGCUGAACAACAGAAGAAGUGUAUGGAGAUUCAGACAGUUGUUGCUGAUCCUAGGUUGGAUGCUCCAUUUUUGCCUCUUAGACAGGCAGACAUGUGCUUGGUUUGUAUUGCUUUUGCCUCAUGGGUGCUAAAAUCAACUGGUUCAGGAGCAGACACGUGGAAAGCCGCUCUACUUGCGAACGUCAGUGCGCUCUCUGCCAUACGAUAUCUGCGCAGACACAAGAGGGAGGAGGUCUCUGGAAAAACUCCUUUGCGUCAGAUAGAGCCAGCAUAACUGAAUAGCACAGCACAGUCCUCAGAUCUGAUUUCAGUCACAUCUACCUUUUUCCAUGUAAUCCAAAAAGGUCAUUGCGAAGAUCAGACAUGUGCAUGCGUGAGUUUUUCCAUCAUUCUCAGUACGUAUUAUUAUGAUUAACUCUCUGAUGUGUGCAUUUCUGAUGAACUCAGUUGAUAUACAAUAGAUGAAUAUAAGAAAAUGUGAGAAAUAAACUGUGACUUCAGGCCAGUGGCAUUUUAAUAAUCUGCAUAUCCAGAUUGUAGUUGCAAAUGACCAAAGAUCUUUUCCUGAUUCUGAGGUAUAGUGGAUUCGCUGCUUGCAGUGAAUGCUGUUGUGUGUUGUGAGGAAAGCAGCAGUAUGUUGAUUAAUAUUUGAUAAUGAGAUGCUUAUGAAGGUGUUAUGAUGGAAGAUGGACACGUGUGUCUAAAUAAGUGUACUUUUGGAGAGAUUUCAAUGGAAGAGCUAAUGUCUAUGCACAAAUAGACAGUGUUGUGAGACUGUUGGGAUGCUGGAAUUUUUGCUGGGCCAAAUUAUUUUGGUGUAUUUAUAGACCAUCUAAAUAUCAAAUCAUAAACUCGUAUGAUUGUGGUGGUUGAGGAGAGAUCCCCUCACAUGAUUGUAAAGUGCUUUGCUUUGAGUGUAUAGCAAUACACAAUAGCGCUAGGCCUAUAAAAAUGCCUCACUCAUUCAUUCAUGGUGUUCCUUUAAAAAUCAUGUAGGAUAAAUAAAUCUUAUGUUUAUUUGGAAGAAUUUAAA
Molecule: messenger RNA, 4642 nt
Organism: Puntigrus tetrazona (Sumatra barb)
Lineage: Eukaryota; Metazoa; Chordata; Actinopteri; Cypriniformes; Cyprinidae
Gene: perm1a
Product: PPARGC1 and ESRR induced regulator, muscle 1
Exons: 4
Coding region: 182-3883 (1233 amino acids)
Biological process (GO): response to muscle activity; regulation of DNA-templated transcription
Cellular component (GO): cytoplasm; nucleus
Source: RefSeq, a predicted model, not a curated record